AAAAAAAUCUCUCCGGGUCACGUGACCACCGCCGCCUCCAACAUGGCUUCACCCAGCAGCGGGCUGUUUUGUUGCUGGUGGAAACAGCUCGUGUUUGUGCUUUUCUCCUCCUGCUGGACUUUAAUUCACAGCGUUACUGAGCAGGUGGAUAGCUGUGAACAUCUCCGCCCCGGACAGUAUAUCUGCAAAAGUCCUAUAAUAAAUGAUGCAACUCAAGAACCAGAGAACUGCAAGGAUCUAAUAGCAUGGGUGGAGUGUCUUCCUGCACCAAACAUCAGCUGUUUGCUGCCUAAUGGGACCAAGUACAAAUUCAGUGGCGAUGAGGUUGGAUUUAAUAAAAGUGUUCCAUGUCGUAAUGUGAGUGUUUAUUCUUACAAAGUAGCUGUGGCUUUGUCACUGUUCCUGGGAUGGCUCGGUGCAGACCGCUUCUAUUUGGGUUAUCCAGCUCUCGGACUGCUUAAGUUCUGCACGGUGGGGUUCUGUGGAAUCGGAAGCCUGGUGGACUUCAUGUUGAUAUCCAUGCAGAUCGUAGGGCCGUCUGACGGGUCAGAUUACAUCGUGGACUACUACGGGGCCAGACUCGUCCGGCUGGCCAUAACAAACGAGACCUACAGACGGACACAGAUCUCUCCGUGAGGAGGUGGACGAAGAAAACGGGACGGCAGAGCUGACGUCCAUGCUGUGUCACAUAAAUCUGUUCUUCUCUUCGUUCCAAAUGUGAAGACGCAGGAACACAGCAGACAUCAUGCUGUGAGAGCGUGUGUGUGUAUAUGCGAGUGUGAGAAAGAGUUUAGGCUGGAAGUAUGGACUCUAUAAAGCCACAUCUUUCUGUCCCUCACGCCAUCAAUCCAGUCAUCCAUCAUCUCUUCUUUCUUCUGAUGCCAAACAGCCCUCUGUUUCUCUGCAAUGUAUCAGGAUUGGUCUCUCACUGCUGAGCUGGGUUUAUUGACCAGUUUGUCUUAGCUAUUUAUGUGAUGUAAAUAAGUGUUGCUUUAUUGGGACAACACACACAGUUGGAUCUAGUUUAACUUCUGUAUUAUUGGUGUAAUAUAGCACUACACAAAAUUUAAUCACACAAUGAGACUUUGUAUCUUAUAAAUUCAGUUGUCCCUUUUUCAAUGUUAUUUAAGUUAUAUAGUAUGAAUGUAAAUAAAGCUGUACCAUCUUCAA
Messenger RNA from Astyanax mexicanus (Mexican tetra), 1170 nucleotides. It is a transcript of the gene tm2d1, whose product is annotated as TM2 domain containing 1. NCBI's taxonomy places the organism in Eukaryota, Metazoa, Chordata, Actinopteri, Characiformes, Acestrorhamphidae. The record is from RefSeq and is a predicted model, not a curated record. The annotation marks the transcript as partial. The transcript is spliced from 7 exons.